GUGUUUUGGAAAGUCCAGACAAGCCUCCCACAAUUACGCGCUCUCUCGGGUGUCCAGUCACCUGUUCGCUGAACAGGAGAGCCUUGAAGCGACUGAAAUGCCGACAGCAGAAAAUGUCAAUCACAACUACUUUGUGGCGCGUUCGGUUUAUUCCGAGAAUAGUUUCCUGGAGGAAAAUGAGAAGAAGGAAAAGGUCCCCAAGACUAUACGCGACCGACUGGCCAAGAGAUGCAGUUGCUCAGUUAAAAGGGUUCUGGGCAUAAUUAAAGGCUUUCUGCCCAUAUUGGAUUGGUUGCCCAAGUACAGAUUGAAGGAAUGGUUGCCUGGUGAUAUCAUUUCUGGACUGAGCACUGGUCUGGUGGCAACGUUACAAGGCCUGGCAUUUGCUCUGUUGGCCGAAGUCCCUGUUGCUUUUGGUCUCUACUCAGCAUUUUUCCCCAUUCUGCCCUAUUUCUUCUUGGGAACUUCAAAACAUUUAGCUGUUGGACCUUUUCCAAUUACCAGUUUGAUGAUAGGGACUUUGAGUCUAUCAAUGACACCUGAUGAAAAUUUCCUGAUUUCAAGUAACAUGACAGAUGACAAUGCUACGCUUGUGGAUACGGUUGCCAGAGAUGGCCAGAGAGUUAUAAUUGCAUCUUCAGUCACUGUUCUUGCUGGCAUUAUUCAGCUUGUGCUUGGGAUUCUGCAAGUUGGUUUCAUUGUUCGAUACCUCUCCGUGCCAUUAGUGGGAGGAUUUACAACAGCUGCUGCAUUUCACGUUUUUGUGUUUCAAUUGAAAAUAUGCUUAAGCGUCCCAACACAGAGUUACAUGGGUGUUCUGUCGGUCAUAUAUACUCUUAUUGACAUAUUCCGGAAUAUUCGACAAACCAAUAUUGCAGACUUCAUUGCUGGCUUGAUUACCUUUGUCGUGUGUGUAAUUGUAAAAGAAAUCAAUAAUCGUUACAAAGAUAAGAUUAAAGUGCCUAUUCCUAUCGAACUGAUAGUGACUAUUAUAGCUACAGGGAUCUCCUAUGGUGCUAACUUGAAAGAGAAGUACAAUGCUGGAAUUAUUAACAGCAUUCCAACAGGAUUUUUACCGCCAGUGACCCCAGAUGUGGGCAUUUUUGGUCAAGUGGGUGCAUCAGCAUUUUCCAUUGCUAUAGUAGGAUAUGCUGUGGCUGUUUCAGUUGCUAAAGUAUUUGGCAGCAAACAUGACUAUCCCAUUGAUGGAAACCAGGAAUUCAUUGCUCUCGGAAUUUCGAAUAUUUUCGCUGGUUGUUUCUCAAGCUUUUUGGCAGGCACUGCUCUGUCACGUACAGCUGUACAGGAAAGCACAGGCGGCAAAACUCAGAUUGCUGGGCUUUUAUCUGCCGUAAUUGUGAUGAUUGCCAUCCUGAUUGUUGGAAAACUACUCGAACCUCUGCAGAAGGCUGUUUUGGCAGCAAUUGUCAUUGCCAAUCUGAAAGGAAUGUUCUGGCAAACCUUUGAUGUUCCAGUGUUGUGGAGACAAAACAAAGUUGAUUGUCUGAUCUGGGUUGUUACAUGGAUUUCAUCCAUCCUUCUGGGACUAGAUUUGGGGCUUUUAGUUGGUGUGUGCUUUGAGCUUCUAACUGUUGUACUUCGAACCCAGUUCCCUGUUACUACUGCUUUAGGAAAUGUACCAAGUACUGACAUUUACAAGAACUUAAAGAAGUACAAAAAUCUUGUUGAACCACCAGGAGUGAAGAUCUUCAAAUUUUCAUCUCCUUUAUAUUUUGGAAGUGUUGAUUAUUUUAAGGAGAAAGUGAAUGCUGCUGUUGGAUUUAAUCCAGUUCGAGUGUUUAAUAAACGAACCAAAGCAUUGAAGAAGAUUCAGAAGCUUAUAAAGAAGGGUCAGUUAAAAACCACAAAGGAUGGUGCUGUUACUGAUGGAAGUGUUUCUAAUGAGGCAUUUGAAGAUGACGAGGAAUAUCAAGAAGAAUUAGAAGAGGAUGUUCCUUCAAAAGAAGUGGAAAUUAAAGUUGACUGGAAUUCAGAUCUCCCUAUCAAAGUCCUCGUUCCCAAAGUUACCAUUCAUAGCCUUAUUUUUGAUUUUAGUGCAGUGUCAUUUAUGGAUCUUGUAGGAGUGAGAAUCCUGAAAAUGGUUGUCAGACAAUUUGAACGAAUAGGUGUCAAGGUGUAUUUGACAGCCUAUGAUGACCAUGUUGUGAAGAAAUUGGAGAGCUGUGGAUUUUUUGAUGACAAUGUUAAAAAGGACAUCUUGUACCUCACAGUUCAUGAUGCUGUUGUUCACAUACAUACUCAGACUAUGUAUAAAGAUAUAGAAGAUCCUAUUUUUGACAAGAUAUCACUCAUGCAAGAAUCCAAAGAACCAAUUCCAUUGUCAGAUCAGGAAGAUGAUGUGGAAGAAUUGGAAGAUCAAAAUCAGGGCCACCGUGGAUUCAGCUAUUAAAGAACACACAUCCAGAUGUCUCAAAACCAUGCAAAUACCCUGGCCAUCCAUACCUAGUUAUUAUUUAACACAAAGAUUCAGUGCUGUUUUCAAUUAUAUGCAGCUAUUACGCAGUUCGAACAUGAGUGAUUUUUAGUAAAAUCUAUUUAGUCCUCAGAAUUUAGUUUUAUGUACAUCAUGUAUGGAAAAAAAUUACUUUUUCCUAUAAUGGUAACUAUAAUUUUUUUUAUUUUCUGGUUGUUAGCUGUUCACUGUUUCUUGAUUAUACUGGACAUCAUUUGCAUGGGUACUAGAGGCAUGAUAUUAACCAGCAAGAAAUUAUGCUACACUGUAGAGUAACCUAAAGAAAGCUGCUGUCAUUGUCGUACAGGUCUAAUUGGUGUGUAACGGCAAUCACAAAUUGCCAGUAUCCAGUUUCCUUCUGACUGCGUAAUUCCUUCAUUUUUUAAAAACAUUUUCAACAUAAAACACUGCAAAAGUAGUCCAACACUGUUUCACAUUUCCUAUAAUAUCAUGGGGGCUUGCUAUCAUUAUUACAGUAUCCGUAGUAGCAGACCCUUUUAGGCCACACUAUCAAGAUAUCAAAAUCAACCUCUCCAGGAGCCCUGAAUCGACAAGAACCAACAUUACCCUUCAUUGUGAUAUCUAACCAAUGAAUUCUCACUAGGCAUAGAACUCUACUUUCUAAAAGCUUUGUCCUGUCUGUGUUAUUAGUUUAGUUUAUAUACACUAAGAAAUGUUCCAAGCCCUGCAGGUCUGAUUUGGCCCACCAGCAUGAUCCUGCCUCCAAAUGUCGAAUGAUAGGUCUGACAGGCACUAGCUGCAGUGUUUAAAUGGUGGGGUCAAUUAAAUACCACUGGGGAGCAAAUCAGUGAUACUGUCAGGAUCUUCCUAACAGCAGACAGGCUGCCAGCUGGGGUCAAAGUCCUGGUCAGUGAAUAGAGAUGGCCUCCUGACGAGGGUGGGGGAGUGUCGGUGUGGUUUCCUUUAAUUUCCCCUCUCCAGGUUCAAGAGGAGCAUGCCUGUCCUGUUGAAAAGGCUACCCUUGAUGAUGAUGAUGAUGGCCUGAAAGAUAUGGCCUCACUUACUGUUUUGCACAUUAUUUUCAAUUCUUCAGACCUCCGUUUCCUAUGUGCAUUGGUAGCACUCACUUAUCUCAGUGGGCCUGCCGACCAGAAAUCACUGCAGAUCCUCUGCUUAGGUUUGUGGUUUCUCUGGUCACCCUGCUGUCCAUAAUUAGAUGGAGCUUCUUCAUUGACCAUCUGCAGGAAGGUUGCAACUGUUCCCAUUAUGAUUUCCAGGUUCCUGACCGAGGGGAGUCCCAGCGACCUCUAUACAUUCCAAACACAAGAUUUUGAUUUUAUACAAAGAAUUCCAAGUCCAAAUGCUUUUCUGCACAGUAGGUUGAGUGAAUUGUUCACAAUUUGGACCCUUUUUUUACAUAUCAGAACUGAAUUCAAAGCACAGCAUUGAACAUUGCCGGGUAAGGAGAAAUUGAAUUAUUGAAUUGUAAAAAUUUUUAUAUAAUUUGAUAAAUUCUGAUUCUUUGAAUUUUCAAAAUAUACUUUUUUAAUCCUUACGGGGUUAAUUUGAUUGUUAGUGGUAUUUUUAGUUGCCGUCAGUCUUUCUUAAAUAAUAUUUUAAUCAUACAGUAGGAAAAAAUGCAAUAAAUAUCAAGGAAAUAUUUUGGAAACAAUUGUUAAUUUGGGAGUUUUUGUUACUAUCAAAUGAUAAUUUUUGUCUGCAGUAGUGAUGGUGAGAUUUCUUUGGAAAGCAUUAAUGUUGUAACUGGUUAAGUGGGAUCUGUUUUUGUUUGGUUUUUAUUUCUGGUUUACCCACAAAAUAGAAUACCAGGUGUCUGAAAUUUUAGAAGCAUUGAGAUCGAACUGAACACUAUAUUCUUAACUGAAUUCUAAGAUAAGUUUUAUAGUCUAAUUAUGGAGCGUAAGCCACCUAAUUGGGUGCUAUCUUUCCAAGAAAGCUUUGUAAAAACAAAAAAAAAAUUCUUGCUGGUAUAAGUAAAUAAAAUUGCAAGACAGCUGCUGAGAACUGUAUCUCUUUUUUGUGUAAUUUGGAACUUGACAACAAUAUAAUCCAAUCUAAACAUGAAAACCAAUAUGCAUUUGUAACAAGUUAUGGCUAGUUUUAUAUUUGAUUUAUUGUUCAUGAGCUCCUUAGCUCAAAACAUUUAAAAGAUAAGAAUGUGGCAUUUCAAUCAUAAUUUGAACGGGUUCAGUCAAUCUGUGGUAUUAUCAACAGGUAUGUUGAUGCAUAGAAAACAACCGGUUUCAAACCUGUGUUAAGAUGUGAUUUACAACAUUAUAUACAAUUCUGAGCGCACCAACUUCCAAAUGACAUUGGAGAUCCUUCAAAGAGCAUAAUUUAGCCUCAUUCUAGGGCUUACAGUCAUAAAAUCUAAUGAGAAUUUUGAGCUGAAUUUAUUUUCAUUCAAGAUAAGAAAAUUGCAAGCAUAAAUAACUUGAAGUCUUGAUAUGAUGAUUGACAGAGAAUGUGACUAGAAGUAGGACUGUUAGAAAAUUGACGAUUGAAGUAACACAAAGUUAAUAAAUCUUGAAUAAAACUAGAGAUUAGAGCAUUUUCUUUGAAUAGUGAAUGGACUAAACUCCAGUAAAAGCUGUUUGUGCUCUGUUUAUUAACUAACUUAAGAUAUUCAUGUUCACUGGAAAACAAUGGUUCAUGUAUUGAUAAAAGCACAUCUUGGUUGCCUUUUGGAGAAACAAGAUGUGGGCUUUAAAAUAUGGAUUAAUAUUCCACAGAUAUUGUUUGAAUCCCAUUUUGUGCUUGAGACAAUUAAGAGUGUUAAUCACUUGGAAGUUUCUCUGGUGAUUAGUUGGUUGGGUAAGUCCCAUGUUGGAAUAUGUUGUACAUUGUGAGAUUAACAGCUGAAAAUCAUUUGCUACCUUGUUUUCUGUGUUAAGAAUUUUGGAAAGUGGUUGUAUGACUUCUUCACAUUUUUAAUGUAACUGAAAUAAAAGGACAAGCUGGAUAAGUUCA
Messenger RNA from Rhincodon typus (whale shark), 5425 nucleotides. Its product is annotated as pendrin. The transcript is spliced from 21 exons. Gene Ontology annotation, cellular component: membrane. The coding region runs from base 98 to 2410 and encodes 770 amino acids. Gene Ontology annotation, molecular function: sulfate transmembrane transporter activity; bicarbonate transmembrane transporter activity; oxalate transmembrane transporter activity. Lineage: Eukaryota; Metazoa; Chordata; Chondrichthyes; Orectolobiformes; Rhincodontidae. Gene Ontology annotation, biological process: transmembrane transport. The record is from RefSeq and is a predicted model, not a curated record.